Molecule: messenger RNA, 1633 nt
Organism: Eufriesea mexicana
Lineage: Eukaryota; Metazoa; Arthropoda; Insecta; Hymenoptera; Apidae
Product: aquaporin
Exons: 6
Coding region: 214-1095 (293 amino acids)
Biological process (GO): transmembrane transport
Cellular component (GO): plasma membrane
Molecular function (GO): channel activity
Source: RefSeq, a predicted model, not a curated record
UCCAAGCCAUGCGACAUUGAAACACCGUGCCGAAUCGCGCAAGUCCCACUGCCGGUUUUCGUCAGGUGUCGUAUCAGUCGCUCCAACGGUGGCUGCAUCUAGUGACCCAAAGAACGCGUGUUUUGUGUAUCCUCAGCGUCCAACUAGCAUCGACCCAAGCCGAUCGUUUCAUCGCAUAAAGACAGCCAGCCGCGAUUGACAGGGCUGAUCGACAUGGACCCAGGAGUCUCGGAAACACCGGCCAACGGAAUUGCGGACAAUGAGGCUGGAAAACCAAAAGACGUGAAUAUCAUGAUGGCGAACAUCAAUAUACAGGCUGCCAAAGAAAAGCUGAAGUCGUCAUGGCUGAGCAAUUUGAUGAUGGAAGAUGCCACCGGUUGGGAGACUCUUAUCAUAGCGCUUGCUGAGGUGAUUGGCACCGCCAUUUUAGUCUUCAUUGGAUGCACAGGCUGCAUCGGGAGUUUGGGGGUUAACCCCUCGGUAUUCCAGCUCUCCCUAACCUUUGGCCUAGCUGUCAUGAUAGCUGUACAGAGCAUCGGUCAUGUCAGUGGCGCGCACAUAAAUCCGUCUAUAACAGUGGCAGCACUGAUCCUAGGGAAGAAGUCUCUGCCCAUGAGCAUCCUCUACAUCGGUGCCCAGUGCUUCGGGGGUCUGAUAGGUUACGGUUUGCUCAGGCUGAUAACUCCGGUCGAGUUGAUCUACGGCUCCAAUCCAGACACAGCGCUCUCCUUCUGCAUGACCGACAUCCACGAGAAUCUGUCCACCUUCCAAGGUGUGAUGACGGAGUUCAUAGCAACCGCGAUUUUAGUCCUCUUCGCCUGUGGCAUAUGGGAUUGCCGCAACUCCAAGAACACAGACUCGGUGUCCAUGAGAUUCGGCUUCUGCGUCGCGGCUCUGUGCACCAUUUUCGUCCCCUACACUGGGUGCAGUCUGAACCCAGCUAGGACCCUGGGCCCAGCUGUCUGGAACGGUUACUGGACCAAUCACUGGGUCUUCUGGAUAGGCCCCAUCAGUGGCGCCAUCGUGGCGUCGCUGUUCUAUCGAUGCCUCUUCCAUUGCAAGAGGAUCGAAACUGACUCUGGACAGCGUGAAUAAGAGUCUAGGCCGAAGAAUAACGAUGCGAGCAGAAUUGCAUUCCGGUGGUCCAUGGUUCACAAUUCGAGCGAGAAAUCCUAAUCGUGUCGCAGAAGCCGGAAGUGGAGCACGGUCGCAGGGCCGUAGGAAGAACGAGAAGAGCUGCAGGCUUCGCGGGAUGCCACGCGAGGAGGACUUCUCGAUUGCGUAGACUGAUUUUUCCCGAAACGAAUCGUUUCCUUCGUUAUCGCUACACUCCUUCCUCUUCUCUUCUAUCGCGCGAAAAAUUUUCUCGUGGAAUUCAGGCUAGGCUCCCCUCGUCGGAGGGGCCCUCCGAGGCGUGGGGAUAGAAGCACGAAAAUUGUUCGCGGGAUCUGUUCCGAGUGGGAAUAAGAGAUAUAGGGUACAAAGAGGAUUCUCGAUGAAGGUUGGACGAAGACUGUUUUCCAAGCUUCCUACUUUCGAUUUCGAAUCUUCUCAAAAUUCUUCGAUUUUUUAAGUCAAUUUUAUUGUAUUAAAAUUGCCAGCGAAAAUUUACGUUGAUCGAAACUGAUUCAGG